CCUUAGAGUAAUACGGUAGCAGCAGCAGAUUACGGUACUAGCUGGGCUACUGCCUGUGUUACGUCAGCGAGAGCUGCAAAGUUCCUUGCCAUUCUUUUCUGGUGUCGGGGAGCUGAAUAUUAAAAGGGUGAUUGUAGAGUUAUCGCUUAUCUGUAUUUUUUUUCUUUCCCUAUUUUGACUCUUUUUUUUUAAAUGCAGGUAAAGUGACAGAGGGCCAGGGGCUUACGGACAUUGGUGGUGGAGGGGUGAGUCAGCGGGUGCAAAAGGACGAGGAUUUGGUUCCUCCGAGAGACGGUCCCCUCUCCGCCUCCAGAGAAGAGGCAGGCAGUUCCCGGGACCCAAGCUGGGUCCGCCUCCCCAGCGAGCGAGCGGUUGAAUCAGCAGCGGCGCUUCAAGGUGGAUGCGGUCAAACGAUGCCCACAGCAGCCUGGGUCUCGGCAUAUAUUUCACAUCCACGUCCCCUGCCCCGCACGCCUAGAAGCUGCAGCGAGCAAGAGCCCUCAGUGGGGCAGCUCAAAAUGUAGAUAACUGCGGGCCGGGAGCAGCGCCCAGAUGCCAUCGGUUCCUGCCUUUGAGCGUCGACGGCUGAUCUGUUUGCUGGGGAGACUGGCGCUGGAGUUUUGAAUUCCGAAUUAUGUGCAAAAUGCUGAAUCUUCCCCCAACCAGGACGAGUCAGACAGUGUGGAGAAGCAGACUCUCACUCUCGUAAUUCUUGGAUUGCAUGUUGCACGGAGUCUCUCUCCUGUAUCUUCUCACCCAGCCUCGGGUAGGGAGGGAGUCGGGGUCCCGGGUCAGGCCAGCCCAGCAGGUGGAGAGAGUUCCCGGCCGUCCCGCGCGCCCCUGGCCAUGUCGCCUUUCAUGCCCUGCCCCUUCGCGUGGCCUUCUGAGGGUUCCCAGGGCUGGCCAGGGUUGUUUCCCAACCGCGCGUGCACUCUCACCCCCAGCGAAACCCAGCUGGCAAGGCUCCCUUCAGCGGAGACCUUUUGAUUCCCCGCUCCCGCUCUCCCUCCACCGCGCCAGCCCGGGGGUUGGCCCUGGAGAGCCGGACCUCUCCCGGCCCCGGCUGGGACCAUGGUGUUUCUCUCCGGAAAUGCUUCCGACAGCUCCAACUGCACCCAACCGCCGGCACCGGUGAACAUUUCCAAGGCCAUUCUGCUCGGGGUGAUCUUGGGGGGCCUCAUUCUUUUUGGGGUGCUGGGGAACAUCCUAGUGAUCCUCUCCGUGGCCUGUCACCGACACCUGCACUCAGUCACUCACUACUACAUCGUCAACCUGGCGGUGGCCGACCUCCUGCUCACCUCCACGGUGCUGCCCUUCUCUGCCAUCUUCGAGGUCCUAGGCUAUUGGGCCUUCGGCAGGGUCUUCUGCAAUAUCUGGGCGGCAGUGGACGUGCUGUGCUGUACCGCGUCCAUCAUGGGGCUCUGCAUCAUCUCCAUUGACCGCUACAUCGGCGUGAGCUACCCGCUGCGCUACCCCACCAUCGUCACCCAGAGGAGGGGUCUCAUGGCUCUGCUCUGCGUCUGGGCACUCUCCCUGGUCAUCUCCAUCGGGCCCCUGUUCGGCUGGAGGCAGCCAGCCCCGGAGGACGAGACCAUCUGCCAGAUCAACGAGGAGCCGGGCUACGUGCUCUUCUCAGCGCUGGGCUCCUUCUACCUGCCGCUGACCAUCAUCCUGGUCAUGUACUGCCGCGUCUACGUGGUGGCCAAGAGGGAGAGCCGGGGCCUCAAGUCCGGCCUCAAGACCGACAAGUCGGACUCGGAGCAAGUGACGCUCCGCAUCCAUCGGAAAAACGCCCCAGCAGGAGGCAGCGGGGUGGCCAGCGCCAAGACCAAGACGCACUUCUCGGUGAGGCUCCUCAAGUUCUCCCGGGAGAAGAAAGCGGCCAAAACGCUGGGCAUCGUGGUGGGCUGCUUCGUCCUCUGCUGGCUGCCUUUUUUCUUAGUGAUGCCCAUUGGGUCUUUCUUCCCUGAUUUCAAGCCCUCUGAAACCGUUUUUAAAAUAGUAUUUUGGCUCGGAUAUCUAAACAGCUGCAUCAACCCCAUCAUAUACCCAUGCUCCAGCCAAGAGUUCAAAAAGGCCUUUCAGAACGUCUUGAGAAUCCAGUGUCUCCGCAGAAGGCAGUCUUCCAAACACGCCCUGGGCUACACCCUGCACCCCCCCAGCCAGGCCCUGGAAGGGCAGCACAAGGACAUGGUGCGCAUCCCCGUGGGAUCAGGAGAGACCUUCUACAGGAUCUCCAAGACGGAUGGCGUUUGUGAAUGGAAAUUUUUCUCUUCCAUGCCCCGAGGAUCUGCCAGGAUUACAGUGUCCAAAGACCAAUCCUCCUGCACCACAGCCCGGGACUUUUAACCAUGAAACCACCUGCGUACAGCUCCAGUGGAGCCCAGUUGGAACCCUGUUUGCACCUGCUCCGUGUCUGCAGACUGUGCUGGGGAGCUGGGCAGAGCCAGGCUGCUGUGGUGCCCACCAUCUUCAGAAAGCAAUGGCAGCCAUGGCCUCCCGGCCCUCCAGAGUCCCUGGGAGCUGAGUGAGUGGAGAUGACCAUUGCGGGGCUAGGCUGACAAAAGCAAGUUAGGAUUUCAGUAGCGGACACCAGUCCCUUGCUGCUGCUCCCAUCAGCCUUAGCUUGUUCAUGCUGCCCAGACCCAAAUGUCGUGGAAGAGGGGCUGAGAAUGGCCUUAUCUGCUCUAUGCAGGAAAAUGUCAUUUCUACUUUGCUGCUGCAACAUGGGUUACUGGCUCUCUCACCUAAAAGAAGGUUGUGGAGUUUGUGGAUGGAGGGGUUUAGCAGCAGGAAGAUUUACCAUAGACAUUGCCUCAAAGCAGGUUGGUUGAGUCAUGCCUUGCUGCAAUUGAUAAGCAAGGAACUGCCCUAAAGCUUGUGGCUUUUUCAUUUCAAAAGACAAAAUAAUUGCCUUUCCUUUCCGUGUGGCUCAGGAGUUAUUACUUUACUUUCUCACCAUAUCAUAUUCAGUGAAGCCACAUUAUAAGCUGGAAAUGAUUAUUGCUAAACUAUGAAAACUACAGGCUUAAUUAGGCAGAAAAUCUAAGAGCAAAUGUACACUGUAUUUGGAGUUAAAAAAAAAAAAUGAAGGCACUGGCUUCUUCAAAAGCCUGGAUUCCAUAGGUGCAUUCAAAUGCAGUAGAGAGAAAGCUAAGACAAAAAAUCCCAACUUAAGUUUACUAUUUCUGUCCAUUUAUAUAGCACUUUAUAUUUGUCAAAGUAAUUUUGCUUAUCUUAAGUCAUCCCUGUGCAGUAGAAAGAGAAGAAACAGAUUAUUGCCUACACUUUAGCAUAUAAAGAAAAGAGGAGGUGGGAGAUUUAAGGAUUUCUUGCAAUAUCCCCAAAUCCAGCCUCCGACUCCUUUUUCCAUGGCACCUCAGUGUUUCCCAGGUCCCCUGUGUUUCCUGACACUCUGACUUUCACAUCUCACUCAUUUGUCCCUGACCUAUAAUUUCAGCUCUAUUGACAGCUUCUCUCCUGUCGUAUCUCUGCCAUGGCUGGGCAGCACCACACUGUUCCAGGAGCCAAGGGCAUAUUUGUCUUUACUUCUGUGAUUGCCUGAAAGACACGCACCUGUGAUUCUGUUCUUUAUUCCUAGAGGGCAGCAGCAGAGCCAAGGAACUAGGCAGGGCAGGAGACUCUUGGUUUGCUCCACAGCAUGACAAGGAAGGCAGUAAUUGUCACCUUACUGUCCUCAGGAACGCAGAGGUCCCAAAGGGAGUUUGGGGAAUAAUUCUUUUUCCGGUCAGCCUGUGGGUCAUUGCAUACACACUAGUCAUUGCCAGCAGCAAACAACUUCUGCUGCAUCCCACCCUGCACUUGGCAUAAAAAAACAGAGAGGCUCAGAGAGUCCCCAGCCUACAAGCUGGAUGGAGUCCAUGUUCAUCUGUCACAAAGUCAAAAAUGCAUUUUUCCAAGAGGCAUUGUUAUAAAUGGGGGAGGGGUAGGAUGUUCCCAGAUGAGCCAAAAAGAAAAAAAAUCUAUUUAAUGUACAUUAGGAGUUUACAAACUUUUUCUAUAUGUGACUAGAUAGUAAAUAUUUUAGGCAUUGCGGGGUCAUACAGACUCUAUCACACAUUCUUAUUUGUUUUGACUUUUGGCAGGGAGGGAGACAACCCUCCAAAAUGUAAAACUAAACCCUUCUUCUCUCAAACAAAGCAAAACAAACAAAAAACCAGACUGCAGACCAGAGCGAGCUCAUGGGCCGUAGUUUGCCAUCAUGAUCUGUGUUGUUACUAGCUGACAGUAUAGCACAGAUGAUGCUAAACAACGGGAUUCGGUGUUCAAAAUACAAAUAUUUUUUAAUAUGCCAUUGACACAUCUCCACUUAGCUAAAUUCAUGUUCCCAAUCUGCAUGAAUGAUUGCAUAAAGUGACAAGUCCAUAUUCAGAGUGGGCCCAUCCCAUGUAUCAUUUGACCUUCCAAGCAGGCAUCAGAGUAAGAGGUGAGCACCUGUCACCCCACUGCUGUCCUCUGUAGAGCAGGGAGGUCCACUGGAGCCCAGGGGGGCCUCAACAUUGUUCAGCUCCUUGCCCCAUCUGGGAAAUCCCCAUAGCACAAUCUGGCUGACCCUAAGAGUAGCAACAAUAAAUACACACCCUUGACCAAGGCCAACCUGAAAUUCUCCCAGACCCUUGGAACCUGCCCAAGUGGAGGGCCCCAGAGGACCCCCCAAAGAAUCUCUGGGUCACACUUGGCUCCUUGGGAAGACCUCCUAGACAUGGCACCCCACACCAGGGCAUUUGAGGGCCUGCCUGGAGCUCACCAAGAAGAGUCAUGGGGUUCAGAGAGUAUGCUUGGUACAGUGGGCAUUUUCAAAAGACAGAUAGGAUUCAGAAUUGUUCUCUCCUCCUUUUCCUCUUCCUCCUCCUCCUCCUCUUCUUUUAUUUUUCCUUUUUCUUUGCCUAACUGGAAUAGAAAUGAUAUUACUAUGGGGAAGCAUAUUCAGCCCUCCCCUGGGGAUACCAGAUUCAUGUUUCCCUGAGCUGACACACUUUGUUGGAGGGACUUCUUGUUCCUUCCUCUCUCCAGGCCUGAUGGGCAAUGAGGAAGAGAAAGACUCUCCUGAUCAGAAAUAAAGUGCCGUUCCUGCAGCCAAGGGCACAGCGUCCACAGUGUUGACAGAGGAGACUCCACGGCAGGGCUCUCGGGUGGGGCAUGGAUGGUGGUGGGUGCAGAACUGACAUGGAAGAACCUGGAAAUACUGAGGCCACUCAGUAAUCACACCUCUAUUACCUUGGGAUGAUGCUACAUGGCAGCCUCCCCUACCUUCCCUUCCUGUUGGUCUUGAUCCUGAGCCCUUUCAUCUUUCCCACCUCCUUUCCUGAUGCUGUCCUCUCCAUAAUUCCACCCUCCCCUUCUUGCUAAACUUAUAAACAAUGAAAAAGGCUGGGGUGGGUGUCCUUGCUCCAGAGGGUGCCAUUUCCCACGGAAUCCAUGCUCUGGGUGACAAGAUGGGGCUGCCCUCAGCAACUCCAUCCCCUUCCCAGGUCAGCCUGACUCUGUGAGCUGCAGGCCCACAGCAUCCAGAGAGCUCAGGGCAGGAGAUGGUGCCAGGAGAGUGAGGACAUUUUGAAGGCCCCCACGGACUUUUAUCCUCUGCUUGCAGUGCUGCCUUUCUGCUCGUAUACAAUUACUUCCAAGUGAAAGGUAUAAACAACGUGCAGCCACAUUUUAGAAAAGAGCUGGUGGUCAGAGUGAGUGGUUGCAGUAUUUCUAUCAGCCCCACAAGGGGUGCACCUCUUACCAAUCUCUAAUGGUUCAAAAGUCUCUACUGAACCCAGCAAAGUCAGCUUCUCUUUCUCUUCUUCUGCAUCUUCUGUCUCUUGCCCUUCUUGUUCCUUCCCUGUUGACUUCCCCUCUUAAGAAUGCUUGAGGGCCUUCAAGGCCUUUGAUUAAUCCCAUAAAGUAAACCUGGUUUUAUGUUGGCAUUGAGCAACGCUUAACCCAUCGGAAUGUAUACCCUGAGCAGAACUGUCAGCCAGGCAAAGGGUGUUCUUUCUCUUCUGAUACUCUGCUCUUUGUCCCUGUCCCCAGCAGCCCAUCUGCUACUGGAACUUGUUCACGGAGUCCUUCUGCCAACUCAUCAUAUUCUUGUCCCAGGAACUUUUCCAGUUUAAUAAAGGAUCUUCUACCAACCAGUAUGCUCCUGCUUUUGCAGAUACAGCACAGCUCCAUGCGUUUGUAUCCCGCCACCCAUAUUAGUGUCCUAGGCCAAUCAUAACAAACAAAUGGGGUGGCUUCAACAACAGAAAUUUAUUAUCACACCAUUAUGGAGACUGGAGAGUCGAAGAUCAAGGCGUUGGCUGGUUGUGUCUUCUGAGGCAUCUCUCUUUAACUUGUAGAUAGUUACCUUCUCCCUGUGUCUUCAUGUGGUUUAUUCUCUGUACAUUUCUCUGUCCUAAUUUCUUAUAAAGACACCUGUUUUAUUGGAUUAGGGUCCACCCUCAUCACCUCAUUUAACCACACCAUGCCUUUAAAGGCACUAUCGCUGAAUACAGUCAGAUUCUGAGGUCCUGGGGGUUGGGACUUCAACAUAGGAACCUGUGGGAGACUCAUUUGAGCCCGUAAGGACUCCCUCCUCACUCUUUCAUUUCUGCCCAUACAAAAUGUACCCAUAAUUCUUUUCCCAGAUCAGAAGUUUAAAUUCGGCCCUUUUUGAUCAUCCCAAUUUCUCUCCAAGUUCUUAUAGCAAUUGUCUAUAGAACAUAUUUGGCAGUUAAUUCUGUACUCUAUUGUAAUCUUUCUGUUGUUUUUAAAAGACUAUAACUAUUUAAAGUAUUUUAAAGCAUACCUUGUAUACACAGUACUUAUAUAAGUUCUGUCUUCUCAACUAGAGGAGAACUCCUGGAUGGCAGCAAUGUUUUGUCACUUAGCAUGCCCAUGGCAGUACUCCAGCCCCAAAGCAGGCAUGGAGAGAGGGGUGCACAGCAGAGCAAGUAAUCAGACCCAACCACUAGUUACAGACACCCACUGGGAAGCCAGUCCCCAGGGACCUGGAAACAUCAGACAAUCCACCCAGAAAGGCUCAGGCUGAUGACCCUGAUGAUUCUUAGGGACAGUAAGAUCCCAGUUAGAUGUGCAGAGCACAGCAGUGAGGAACCCCAGGUCAGCAGUGCAGAAUCCCAGACAUCGUAAGUCAGAUGGGCAUAUGCUCACCCAGAGACCAUCUUUACCCAAGAAAGCAGAGCCUCAUCCUUAAUUGAGACAGAUCCUAGACUCCAAGGGGAGGGUGAGACAGAACAAGAUGGGAUAAGAAGCACAGCAGAGCCCAGUCUUGAGAACUGGGGCAUUAAGGACCACAUGAGGGCCCUAUGAUCACCCUGGGGUCUCCAUGCCAGUGAUAGGUGGGUUAAGGGUAUGUCAGUGCUGUCUGCCCUGUAUCAGUAUUGGCUUGAAAAAUGGGUGCCAAACAGCCUCAGGUAGUUUUUCCUCUACUCUUCUUAUAGCCUAAGAAAGACAAAAGAGGAAAGGAAGCUGCACUGUUUGGAUUCAAUAUGAGGACAUAGACGGCCAGGCCCUGCUAAAAGCUGUCUUAAUGAAGACCACCUUCCACUCUAAAAGCCUAAGCCCUCAUAAGCGCAAUGAGAUGGUCCUGCUGCGCAGCUGCCCACUCUGCCUGGUCUCAGGGCAUCCUGGCCUGCCCACCUCGUGCCUCUUGAAAAAUCCCAUGCCAUUUCCACUUCAUCACCCAACCCAGGCCCCUUGUAUUGCCCUCAUAGUGUUUCCCUGACAGCCACACAGUGAUAUAUUCUUUUCUGCCCUGGUUCCUGAGAAACGACGCGCAUUUAUCCUCAUUUGGAAGAAUCAAGACUGUUCUAACUGCAUGGCAUCUGCUGUUGUGUUUGCUGGGCAAGAGACAAUGCCACUGUGGCCUCCUAUCUCCCUCUUCCCUCCCUGGGGACUCUCAGGUUGGAAGCGUUUCUGGUUCCACAAUAUCAAUCACAUCAGAACACCCUGGCUGUCUAGAGUCACGUGAGGCACCAGCUUCGGUCCAGUCUGGAAACAACAGGGGAAAAUCACAACAAAAGGCAAGCCCUACAAAAGUAUUCAGUCUAUUCAAGCCAAAAGCCAUCCAAAACCAGUUUCAAAUAAGUAUAGCAAUGUCUUACUGAUUUAUCCUUAAAAAUUGCAUUUCUUCCCCUCCCUUGUCUUCAUUCCUGUUGUUAAAUGCAGCCUUAUCUUUCAUAAUGAAAAGACAGGCUAAUUGAAGUCUCAAGCGAUGGGAGGGCUGUGGCCCAUUACUCAAAAGCUGAGCAUCAGGCAGAGUACUUCAUGCCCCAGAGUGCCUCCCCCAGUCCUGGAGUCAUGACAGAGGUGACAGUGGUCGUAAAGAGCAGAGAAGGAGGGAAACUUGAUGAAUGGGAUGCUGAAUAAGCAGUUUAAAUCUACAAAUAAGAAUGCUGAAAUUCAAUCUGACAAGUAAAAAGCUAUUAAAAAGAACACCUGUGAAUUAUUUUUUAAGAUCAAAGCAGGCAUUACAAAUACUUCAAUAACAAUUUAUUGCUAGUUUUCUACAUACUUAAAAAAAAAAGAGUCAAGCUUUUAUUAGGACGUAAUUGAGUAAAAACUGAGGUCCCUUCCUUGCUCUCAUCUUCAUUUCCAGCAGCUUGCCUGGCCCCAUCUUCCUCUUCUGAACAUCACAUACAAGCCUGAUACCUAAACUUCAAUAAGUGCGAGCUGACAUUUGUGCAACAGAAAUUCUGCCUCAGCAUUUAAAGCCGAAUCAAAAACACAUGCUUUCUUCAUCAGAUGUGAGGGAAAACAAACUAUUUUUAUCUCUGGGUGUAACAAGUCACAAGCAAUUCACUCUCCAGUAUUAACACAGAAACUUAUCCCAACAAUGCUGACAGCAAAAUCAUUUUGCUCCCUACAAUGCAUCCAUGAUGAUUUUUGCAGAGCUAAAGUUUAAAGAGGAAAAAAUCAUACCUUUGGAGUAUCUACUACAUGCCGAGCUUUUUGGCAAGGUAUGAGAUUUCGUAGUCACAUUACAAAAGAAAUAUUUUCCCAGAGAAUCAAUACAACAAUAUGGGUAUGAGAAGAGUAAAGAGAGUCAAGUCUACAGGGAGUUUUGAAAAAAGAGAAAGGCUGUAAAGAGUUGCGCACUCUUGUGUGUUCUCCUGGUGUGCCCCUGUGCUCACCUCUUAGCUUGCUAAACGUGACCUUCCCAACGCCACCCCAAGACCCAUGCUAGGAAGGGCACUGGAAGGACCUGGAAAAUGCAGUUCAGAGACGGAUGAUGGACUGAAAGCCACACACCUGGGCUUAAUUGCAGUCUCCAUCUCUGUACCUAUUUAAGUAGCCCUAAACAAGGCACGUUGCCUCUCUUGAGCCAUUUUCCUCACCUGUGAAAUGGGAUUAGCAGAUAAAAUUGUGUACAUGAAACGCUUAUGAGCUGACAAAGCUAUGAAAUCAUAGUAGGCCCCCAAUAAAUGCUAACACUCUUUUUCCAUCCUCAUUUCCCCUCUCAAAUGCUAGCUAAAUAAGACGCAACUAUAAAUUAGAUCACGGGUAAAGUACCUUCAAGCACUGAAAGUGCCACGUGCAGGAAAAGGGAAAACAAGUCCUUCACUUUCCUUUGCUCUUUAUCUCACUUCAGGUUUUCAUUUCCAGGAGUUGGUCAUCCCCACCUGAAGACAUUCAUUUCUCUGUCAUUAGAAAGCGGGUCCCAAAGCACCUGCUGCACCACAGCUUGGGUCCUGUCAUUCCUACAUUGAAGGUGCUAGGCACCAAAUCCCAAUGCCCAGUAAUUCCACACACUACACUGUUUUCUUUGGGUUGGAAAUAGCCCCACUUGGAAAAUCUGUCUUAGCUUUUAAAAAUCAGGCAAACUGCACUACAUUGAAGAUUUCCACCGAGCUCUCUGAAUCGUAGACAACCCAGAACAAGAGUAUCCAAGGCUGGUGUUUGUCAUCUUCCUCACAUUGGCUACUUGCUUUGCAAUAGGAGGUAUUUUAAAUUAUCAUAAUUGUCCUAUGAAAGACACUACAUAAAAUGCCAUCAUUGUAGAAAAUGUGUGUGUGUCUGCCUGUGUGUGUGUGUUUAUAUAACUGAUGUUAUGGAAAAAAGAAGUAGUUGUGAUCACUGGAAGACAGUACAGCAUUUGAAGCAAAGCUUAGAUGUAAAGUCAUCUAAGAAAAUAGGGCUGAGCACCUCUUGGCUUGGGCAACUGUUGGAAGUAAAUGUUUACCAAGAUAAACAGCAAAUACCCAAACGUGAACAGAGGCCAUUUUGAUUUCACUGCAAAUUGAAAUCUGUCUCAUGGAAACUUCAGGUCACAAUCUCAGUGCUAAUUUCAGGUUCUGCUAGUUGAGUCUAGACAUUUCUAGGGCGCCCUUUAAGUGGUCUCCAGGAGCCUCCUAGGCAGGUGUCUUCACAGGGAAGUCCACACUGCAAGCUCAGCUCACCAUGACACAGGCUGAUGGAGCAGUCAGCCAUGCUUGGAGGCUGAAUUUGGCAGGGACUUGCUGCCAUCUCCCUGCCAAAUGGUCUCUCAUGACUCCGAAUCUCAAAAAAAAAAAAAAAGUCACUUUCAGGGAUGAGGUUCUUGGCCCAACUCUGCCUUAUAUAAACAGUCUAUGGCUAUUUCAGUCUUCUGGAUUUUGAGAAGCAGCUUCAAGGAUAAACGGAUUGGUGUUGGCCCAAAUUAAAAAGAAGAGUGUUCAGUUCUGUCAAUGUUUGGAGAAAGAAGACCAAAAGCAUCAUCUCACAGGGAGCAGAAUGUAAUCAGUCUGGCUAAGGAGGAAAUUAGAGGGGUUCUCAAUUUAAGAACUCACUCUACCAAAGCCUGAACUCGUGAAAAUGGAUACAUUAAGUUUGGUGUAAGAAUUCUUACUCUACAGAAAGAUAAAAUUGUAAUCAUGUUGAUGCAUGAUGCCUAGGAUAUUAAAAAUGCAUGAUUAAUUAAAGGUUAGUCAACCUUGUGUUUUAAAGGGACACACACCCAUGACAUGAAGCCAGCUUCCUGUCCACAACUGUUGUCCUUACCGCCCAAGGAAGGGGAGCAUGAAACCCACCACUUGUCCUGCUACCCACUGUCUUUGGAAUCCACCCCAGGAACCCAGGAGCCAGGAGCCUUGCCUGACACAUGGAUUUACUUCUUUAUCAAGCAUCCAUCUGACUAAGACACAAAUCCAACAUAUUACUGUUGCUCAUGCAAGAAAAGCAGCAACUUAAUGAUUAUUAUGAUUAUGAAUUAAUGAUUAGGGAUGAUUAUAAAUGAUAAGAGAAAGAAGAAAAGAGCCUUUGGGGACAAAUAGCUUGAUUGUUUGCAAAUCAGUUUAGUACAACCUCCGUCCCCCAUUUCAUUCUUAAAAGUUCAUUAAGAAUCAUCAGCCACAUGUAGGGUGUUGGAAAUUCCGUAAGACACCCAGGUUUCUUCAAUAAGUAAAUGGCAUUUUAAAAAAGGGAAAUUUGUGGGUUCAAAUAUUCUUAAGAGAUAUAUUCAUCAAGUAUAAUGUAUAAGCUUUGUUGGUUUAGAUCUUUAUUGAAACUAAGUGUAAAAAGUCAUUUUUGAAGUAACUGGAGAAGAUUAAGCAUAGGCUGGGUCCUAUUUGAUGUUAGAUAAUUAGGUAGUUACUUUAAAUUUUGUCAGAUAUGAUAAUGGCAUUGUCCUUAACUGGUAGGUACAUAUCGAAGUAUGUUUACAAUUUGCUUUAACAUCUUCUUGCCAAAAGUGGGUAAGCCAUGGUGAUAGACAAAGUAAGAAUGGCAGACAAGGCCACACACAGUUCUUCC
Sapajus apella (tufted capuchin) is the source of this 11739-nucleotide messenger RNA. RefSeq names its product adrenoceptor alpha 1A (gene ADRA1A). Gene Ontology annotation, molecular function: alpha1-adrenergic receptor activity. Gene Ontology annotation, cellular component: membrane. The transcript is spliced from 4 exons. Gene Ontology annotation, biological process: regulation of vasoconstriction; regulation of cardiac muscle contraction; adenylate cyclase-activating adrenergic receptor signaling pathway. The coding region runs from base 1072 to 2349 and encodes 425 amino acids. NCBI's taxonomy places the organism in Eukaryota, Metazoa, Chordata, Mammalia, Primates, Cebidae. The record is from RefSeq and is a predicted model, not a curated record.